AUGAGUAGCAUUAAGUUUUUUCAAACUAUAACCGUUACAGUACUGAUUUUAAUACUAUCACUCACCGCCACCGUUCAGUCGUGUCCACCGUCAGAUAGGGCGGCGCUACUAGCCUUCAAAGCCGCUCUCCACGAUCCCUAUCUCGGCAUCUUCAACUCAUGGACCGGCACCGAUUGUUGCCACAAAUGGUACGGCGUCAGCUGCGACAGAGGCUCCCGCCGCGUCGCCGAUAUCAACCUCCGCGGCGAGUCAGAAGAUCCAAUCUUCGAAAAAGCACACCGCACCGGCUACAUGACCGGUUACAUCUCACCAGCAAUCUGCAAACUCAACCGCCUCUCAAGCAUAACCCUCGCCGACUGGAAAAACAUCUCCGGCGAAAUCCCCCGCUGUAUAACCUCCCUCCCUUUCCUCCGUAUUAUCGACCUAAUCGGAAACCGUAUCUCCGGUCCUAUCCCCUAUAACAUCGGCAAACUCCAGCGUCUCACCGUCUUUAACAUCGCCGACAACUCCAUCUCCGGUAACCUCCCACCGUCGCUAACCAGCCUCAGAAGCCUAAUGCACCUGGACAUCCGUAACAACCAGAUCUCCGGGCCCAUACCUAAAGACAUCGGCAGGCUUCCAAUGCUGAGCCGGGCUUUACUUAGCGGUAACAAAAUCAGCGGGCCCAUACCCGAAUCAAUUUCUCGUAUUUACCGUCUCGCGGAUCUAGAUCUAUCUCGCAACCAAGUUUCCGGGUCCAUACCCGAAUCAUUAGGUAAAAUGGCGGUUUUAUCCACACUUAAUUUAGAUAUGAAUCAUAUCUCUGGUCUUAUUCCAAUAAGUCUUUUUAACUCAGGAAUAAGUGAUUUAAAUUUAAGCAGAAACAGUUUGGAAGGUAAUAUACCUGAUGUGUUUGGUGUGAGAUCUUAUUUCACGGUUUUGGAUUUGUCUUAUAAUAGACUUAAAGGGAGUAUUCCAAAAUCUAUGGCUUCUGCUUCUUAUAUUGGACAUUUGGAUUUGAGUUAUAAUCAUCUUUGUGGGAAGAUUCCUGAUGGAGUUCCGUUUGAUCAUUUGGAGGCUUCAUCUUUUGUUUACAAUGAUUGUCUUUGUGGGAAGCCACUUAAAGCUUGUGUUAAUUAA
Messenger RNA from Lathyrus sativus (Indian pea), 1119 nucleotides. The record is from the annotation of a GenBank genome assembly. Lineage: Eukaryota; Viridiplantae; Streptophyta; Magnoliopsida; Fabales; Fabaceae.